AUGAUGUGGAAUCCAAGGGAGAAUAUUAAUGGGCAAAAGAAUGGAGGAGAAAAGUGCAUAGCAGUGGCUAUAGACAAGGAUAAAACAAGCCAACAUGCAUUGAAAUGGGCAUUAGAUCAUAUUGUUACCAGAGGUGAAACUUUGAAACUUGUUCAUGUUAAAGAAAGGACACCAUCAUUCCCUUCUCCAGUCCAAGGUGAUAAAGAUGAUCCUCCAGUGCAUCAACGGAUUGACAGCAAUACCAUGGAGUUGUUGCUUCCAUUUCGAUGUUUCUGCCGGCGUAGACAAAUAGAAUGCGAGACCAUUGUACUUGAAGAUGUAGAUGUAGCAAAAGCACUGAUUGCAUAUGUUUGCCAACAAGGAGUUGACACUUUGUUUCUUGGUUCUACCUCCAGGAAUGGGCUCUCUAGACUCUUCAGGACUACAGAUAUUCCAAGCAAUGUCUUAAAGUGGGCACCAGAUUUCUGCACAGUGUAUGUAGUUUCAAAAGGGAGGAUCAGCACCGUCAGGACUGCAACUCGUCCAGUCCCAACACUUCAAAUUAGUGGAGGGCUGCCACUUGCUCAACGUACCUCCACUGCGGACCCAAUGCAUAACACAUUAUAUAAGAGAUUGUAUGAUGAGAUGCCUGCAGCUGACUUUGAUAACCCAUUGACUAGUUCAGGAAGGAUAAGCACAGAUAGCAAUUUCCUAAACUUUUAUGAAUAUCUUGGUGGGUCAUGUGAGUUAACCUGUAGAGAGUCUACAAGGAAUUCAUAUACAGAGGCAACAUUCUCUGAGUCACCACUUCACCUCAUCGCCUCUUUCCCUGAGUACAACAAUGAUUCGGAUAACAUUUUGGUAACUAUAUUAUGUUCUUUUGAUGUAUACGAAGAAGAGAUGAGAAGACUGAAGACUGAGCUUAAGCAAACAAUAGAAAUGUACCAUGCUGCCUGCAAAGAAGUACUUGCUUUAAAACAAAAGGCUUCUGAACUAGAAGAAUGGAGAAGAAAAGAAGAGAGCAAAAGAUUGCAAGAGGCACACAUAAUACAGCAAAAUGCAUUGGAGAUGGCAGAGAGAGAGAACACAAAAGAGAAAACAAAGUGCAAUGUUGCUGCAAUUGGAACAGCUGAAGCAGUUCAAAAGCUUGUUCAGAUAGAGGUACAAAAGAGAAUGAAUGCAGAAAUGAAAGCUCUAAGGGAGGCGGAAAAGCAUCAAGUCUUAGAUGCAUUGAGCCAUUCCAACAUUGUCCUUAAAUAUCAGAGCUUAUAUCACAUGAUGGUCGUUUUAUUUUUGUUUUAUUUGUACUUCUCGAUAUUGAAAUAAGU
Messenger RNA from Ricinus communis (castor bean), 1307 nucleotides. RefSeq names its product U-box domain-containing protein 51. NCBI's taxonomy places the organism in Eukaryota, Viridiplantae, Streptophyta, Magnoliopsida, Malpighiales, Euphorbiaceae. The coding region runs from base 1 to 1305 and encodes 434 amino acids. The record is from RefSeq and is a predicted model, not a curated record. The transcript is spliced from 8 exons.